AGUAUAGCGUGAGUUAUGAGCUUCUUGUCUCAUUCCCAUGACCCACCGUUCCUGUGCCAUCAUUGCUAAGUCUAGUCGAGUCUUGUUUUUUGCCUCGCAGUUGUCCGACCUCGUCUUCAUGUAUUAGGACCUUGCCUUUGCCGUGUUUUUUGUGCGUCUGCCUUUUUCGGAUUGCUUAUCUGUGUAUGACCUCUUGCUGGAAUAAAACCACCCUCAAAAUCAUGUCACUGCCCCAUGUCCCACGUUCAGGAUAGAUACAUUGCCAAAAAUGGAAUUCGAGACAGUAUUCCCGGGACCUACACAAUGCCUGAGCCAUCUGCUGCCCCCCCAUCUCAUCCAACCUUGGUUUAACACACUACACACAUGUAUCUGCCAAAAAAUGGGAGUGUUUGAUGAUAAUUUAAAGCUUCAUCUCACUCUAGCAUUUUUCAGCAGACAGAAAAAGAUUUGUUGGAGGUGAUAGUUUGGCUUAAUUGCUCCCCAGCUGCUGCGCAAAGCAGACAAAUGGGAUUCUGUCAGCGGACUGGAACCAGGCAGUUUAGGAGCUAUCCAUAGCAAUGCGUGGCCUGUAAACCACCAGACAUGGCUCAAAGUAAGAGGCCAGGGACCCACAGUGUAGCUCCUCCAGUCCCCACUUCCUGUCCUACAACUCAUCAUACAGAGUCUUGUGAUUUGAAAGCCAUCCAACCUAGGCAGCGACCAGCCCGCUUCCCCAAGGAAUCGCAUGCGCCAAAGCCUCUUCCCCGUACCUGUAAGGCACGUUAUUCCUCUCCCAAGUGUGAGAAUGUGGUGUCCAGCUGUCCGGAAGUGGAUGUGAAAGCAAAUGUUGAACUGAAGCAAUAUAACAAUCAACCUGAUGUGGAAUUAGAGGACCAGAGACCAGCAACCCCCUCGACGCCUGAACAGGAGCAUGAGCAUGAGCAAGAUCACCACAACCAGGCAGACUUUCAUGACAGCCUGGAUGAUGACUCCUGUUCUGACUACAUUAACAACACUUCAGAGGAUGAGGAAGACUAUGAUGAUGGACUGGCAGAGGAGGAUGAAGGUGUUACUUACUACAUCCGGUACUGCCCGGAGGAUGAGAGCUACAUGGAAGGUAUGGACUGCAGCAGCCAUGGAGACUGCAAAUACGGUCAUGAGCAGGCCUGUAUUAUGCAGUCGGGUCAAGGCCACACCGAAUGCCAGGAAGCAGUCGAAGGGUGGACUGAAGAGGGAGACACUGAGGUGAGAGAGGAGGAAUGGGUAGAAGAUGAAGAGGAAGAAAGCGGAACCAAGGAAGAUUGGAGAGAAGAGGAGGAAGGCAUGAGAGAGGCAUGGAAGGAAGGAGAUGGGGGCGGCAAGGUGUGGAGAGAGGAAACUCCGGACAGGCAAGAGCAGUGGGCCAGUGGUGGGAGGCAUCGAGAGGAGGAAUGGGCUGCGGGGGAGGGGGAGGUACGCUGUGAGGUGGUAGAGCAAGAUCCGGACGAACAGAUAUACAAUGGACGACCGGAACCAAUCUUGGACCAUAACCAUCACAAUUACCACCAACAACAACCUGCUGUGCAAGACGACCUACACACUUGCCAGCCUGAUGAGGAGGAUGAGGACGAUGCAGAAAGUGAGGAGUACUGCCCAAAUGAGGAAGAAGAUGAGGAAGGAGACGAACAUGAGAGACAUGAAACUUCCUAUACUGGAGGCUACUAUGGCCCAGAGGACAAUGGCAACUCUGUGCAUGUCUCUCCCUUCCCAGGCCGCAAGGUGCUAGUGGUUGAGGGGGAGACAGGUGAGGAAGCGGAAGAGGACAUUGACCAAAUAGUUGCUGAGAUCAAGAUGAGUAUGAGCAUGGGGAGCCUAAGUAGUGGUACAGAUCAAAGCCCAGAAGAAAUGGCACAAGACCCACCAACAGGUGACUACCUUCAUGCCAAGGCCAACUCAGCCACCUACCCAUCAGCUCACCACUGCCAUGACAGCAGACCCAAGUCCCUUAACCUGCCUUCUGUGCAUCAUAACAACCCAGACCUCCAGAGGGGGCUCAAGAUCCAGCCACAUUCCCCAGAAGAUCGACAGCGAUGGCAACAAGAGCUGGUGAACAGCGGUGCCGAGCAGCCCAGAAAACAACAGCGCUCGGACCUGAACCUUCCCAUGGAGAACAAUAAUGUACCUGAAACUACCAAAAAAGUUGCGGCGUUCCCUAGCUUUGUUGAUGUCCCAGGACCCUGCGAGCCAGAAGACCUGAUUGAUGGAAUCAUCUUUGCCGCUAACUACCUGGGCUCCACUCAGCUGCUCUCCGAGAGGAACCCUUCGAAGAACAUACGCAUGAUGCAAGCCCAGGAGGCAGUCAGCAGGGUUAAGAGGGUACAGAAGGCUGCCAAAAUCAAGAAAAAAGCGAGUCCAGAUGGAGACGUUGUAACGCUCACUGAAGUUGAUCUAUUCAUCUCCACUCAGAGGAUCAAGGUCCUCAAUGCAGACUCACAGGAAACGAUGAUGGACAAUGCAUUGCGCACCAUAUCCUACAUUGCUGAUAUUGGAAACAUUGUGGUACUAAUGGCAAGACGUCGAAUGUCACGUACUGCUUCCCAAGACUGUAUUGAAACCACUCCUGGGGGACCAGAGGCGAAGAAGCAGUACAAGAUGAUAUGCCAUGUCUUUGAGUCUGAGGAUGCCCAACUCAUCGCUCAGUCCAUCGGCCAGGCUUUCAGCGUAGCUUAUCAGGAGUUCCUGAGAGCCAACGGAAUAAAUCCAGAGGACCUGAGUCAAAAGGAGUACAGUGACAUCAUCAACACACAAGAGAUGUACAACGAUGACCUCAUCCACUUUUCCAACUCUGAAAACUGUAAAGAGUUGCAGCUGGAGAAGAGCAAAGGCGAAAUCCUCGGUGUGGUGAUUGUGGAGUCCGGCUGGGGCUCCAUCCUGCCCACUGUCAUCUUAGCCAACAUGAUGAAUGGGGGUCCUGCGGCACGCUCGGGCAAGCUUAGCAUCGGAGACCAGAUCAUGUCCAUCAACAACACUAGUCUCGUAGGGCUGCCACUCGCCACCUGUCAAGGAAUCAUCAAGGGCUUAAAGAAUCAGGUCCAGGUAAAAAUGAACAUAGUCAGCUGUCCUCCUGUUACUACUGUCCUCAUCAAGAGACCCGACCUCAAGUACCAGCUGGGAUUCAGUGUGCAGAAUGGCAUUAUUUGCAGUCUAAUGCGGGGCGGCAUCGCAGAGCGAGGGGGUGUCAGAGUGGGCCAUCGUAUCAUCGAGAUCAAUGGACAGAGUGUCGUGGCCACAGCACAUGAAAAGAUUGUCCAGGCCCUCUCAAACUCUGUUGGCGAGAUUCACAUGAAGACUAUGCCUGCAGCCAUGUUCCGACUCCUCACGGGUCAGGAGACGCCAAUGUACAUAUAAAGUGAACAGACUGUCAGCUGCUUGUCUCUAAAAAUUCGUAUUGCACAAACCCACAUGUCGAUUUAUUUCCUCGUCCGUUAUCUGGUUCCCAUUUGCAGAGCUGAACAAAUUGUGUGAAUGAUAUUUGGGUUGUUGUUAUUUAUUUAUUGGCAUUGUCUGUGCUCUUGUGUCCCUACUAUGAUAUGGAAGGAAUGACUGAGUGAAGGCCUGACAUUUAGUUUUAUAGUCAAGCAUAUAAUGCAAUAUAUUCAACUAUACAUUACAGUGUGUAUAGAUUCAUUAUUUUUACCUGUUUAUUUAUUGCCAAGAUGAAUACUUGUAUGUAAGAAUUGGUGAUACGAGGAGUUUUGGUGUAAAUAGUUACUGAAAUGUGCUAUUACGUGACAUGCAGACAAGUACAGUAUGGCAAGAUUAUCAGUUGCAGGAUAUGAUAAUAACUGCCAGUUAAAGCAGAAAUGUUUGUGUUCAUAAUCAUGCAUUUGAAAAUGCUAAAUUAAUAUAAUGUAAAUGUGAAUUAAAUUGCUGUUUUAGGGGCUUAAGCGAAGGAUGCCAUAUAAUGUACCUUGGUGUAACUUUUUUUAAUGGCAAUACAGACUCAAAGCUGACGAAUUUUCUAUAUCUCAUGUUCACAAGUACACACAUACAUUGAGAAAGCAACCACAAAACUAGCAAGCUGCAUCAAUUAUGCUUCUAAUAUCAGUUAUUUGUCUUGAUUUUUUUUCCGUCUGCUUCCUGUUGUAUAUGUUGAUCUUUGGUGUUCCUGACUGAAACUCAUGCAAAACAAUGAGUUGACUGUGAAUGUAAUGUGUUGUGUGAGCUCUCCCAAUGCCAUACCAAGUAUUAGAAUGUUUGUACAUAAAAGGAAAUGUGUUUAGUAUUGGGCUGCUCGUCGAAAAAGAAAACGUCACCGUUCAGUCACUGCAUCAUCAUCAUCAUCAUCAUCAUCAUCAUCAGCCCACAUUAAUGUUGGCUUUGGGAGGGAAAGAUCACACCAUGACAGUAAAAGCCUUACAACAGAGUAAAGCUUUUAACAAUCCACUGUAUUCCAUUUUACCACAGAAACAUUAUUGGUGUGCAUGCCUCGUAAUGUAGUACCAUGUCAUUGUGGCAAGAUAAUAAAAGCAGAACUAAACCUGGCUGGUUGUUAUGGACUGGGUCACAUACGAAUGUGUGGUGUAUGUGGUUGAUUAUGCAGUGGUGCCUUCAGAUAUAAAAGACAAAAAAAAAAUGAGAAAAACUCAGCUGACAUGUUUUUCGAGGGCUGUCAUUUGCCUGAUUUUUAUUUGAUUUUUUCCUACAAACGUGAGAUACGAGAACUGUAUGGUGGCCGUAAAGUCAAUUGGACUCGAUCCCUUCAACAUGAGCAAGGGUUUGGCAAAUAAUGAACGACAAAAAAGAGGCAUUAAACUGUUUAAAGCCACUCCUACUUGAAAUGUACAAAUUCAACAUAAAUAAUGAUAAUUACACAUUGUACACACCAAAUAACAUUAUCUUAAUGUAGCCCUUGAAUGCUGUGAACAUUGGGACUUAUUCCAAAGUUCUGGAGUUAAAAGCAUUGUCUGCAUAUUAGGCCUAUUUUCUGAAGUUUAUUUAGCAGCUCAACCCGCUUGCAUCUUGGUUUAAACCCGUUAUGAACUGUGACAUAAACAACAGUGAGAUCUGAUUUCCCCAUACUAGUGAAUGUACUUUAUACUGAGUUGGCUCUCAAACAGACCUGGGACAUAACAGUCCCAUGCAUUCAUUUUUUUUUUUUUUUUUUUUACAAUAUCCAUCCAUCCAUUAUCUACCGCUUUUCCGGGUCGAGUCAUGGGGGAAGUAGCUUCAGCAGGGAUACCCAGACUUCCCUUUCCCAGCCACUUCUUGUAGCUCUUCCGGAGGCAUCCGAGGCGUUCCCAAGCCAGUCGAGAGAUAUAGUCUCUCCAGCGUGUUUUGGGUCGUCCUUGGGGUCUCUUUCUGGUGGGACAUGCCCGGAACAUCCCACCAGGCAGAAGUCCAGGAAGCAUCCGAAUCAGAUGCCCUAGCCACCUCAUCUGGCUCCUCUCAAUGCGGAGGGGUAGUGGGUCGCACUGAGCCCCUCCCGGAUAACGAGCUUCUCACGCUAUCUCCAAGGAAGAGCCCGAACACCCUAGGGAGGAAACUCAUUUUGGCCACUUGUAUCCGGGAUCUUGUUCUUUCGGUCACGACCCACAGCUCAUGCCCAUAGGUGAGGGUAGGAACAUAGAUUGACUGGUAAAGUGAGAGCUUCGCCUUACCUCCCUCUUUACCACAACGGACCGAUACAAAGGCUGCAUCACUGCAGACGCUGCAUCUAUCCGUCUGUCGAUCUUCCGCUCCAUUCUUCCCUCACUCAUGAAAAAGACUCCAAGAUACUUGAACUUCUCCACUUCGGGAAGGAUCUCAUCCCCGACCUGGAGAGGGCAUGCCACCCUUUUCCGACUGAGGACCUUACCAGGAAGGCUGAGGAGUGUGAUCCCUCUAUAGUUGAAACACACCCUCUGGUCACCCUUCUUGAAAAAGGGGCCACCACCCCAGUCUGCCAAUCCCCCAUGUCCACGUGAUGUUGCAUUUUUUACAAUAAUGAGUGAAAAUAGUGAUAAUAGAUAACUUUGCAUAGACUUGUUUUGUUCAAAUGGAUCGCUGGAAUGGUCUGUAUGGAGCCCACCCAUCUGGGGUAAGUGAUUCAUUUCCACCUAUAUUCACGAGUUAAGUGACCUGGGGUUUUUUUCGGUCAAUUGCAUUGGUCAUCUUUGAAAAACAUUUUUGGAUGAUGAACAAACACAAGAGAGGAUAUUUAAGAAGUUUUUGAUGGGCACCGCUGGAUGUCAACAUGGUGAACACCUGCAAUCAGGGGACUAUGUAAUAUUUUAUCAGGCUCAGACAGUUAAAAAGGGGUUUUGGACCAUGACAUUAUAAAUGUCCAUGACAUUUUGUGACUUAUCAAAGGCUUUUUGGACAUUCAUAGAGCCCAGCUGACUGUGACUUUAAUGUGCAUGGUUUGGGGACUUUUGCACAUGGCAUGUCAUAAUAUGCAUCUUGAUUGACCUUUGCCACCGAUACCUUUUAGCUACGUCAUAUCUCAAUGGAUUUCUUUCUCCUCUUCUCAUCCUCUCAGAGUCCCACUUGUAUGAUUUCCUGUACUUUGGUGGUCCACCACCAAGUCUCCCUCUGCCCUUUCCUACCAGAAGAUACAUCAAGUACUCUCCUGCCUCUCUCUCUAAUCACCUUGCCUGUUGUUGUCCAGUCUUCUGGAAACUCCGCCUGUCCCUUGAAGUCUCACCUUUACCCGAAAGGCCGCACAACACUCCUACUUUCUCAACUUCUACCACAUGGUUCUCUGUUCUCUGUUCUCUUCUUAAUCUUCCUCCCCAUCAAAAGAGCCAUCCUACCCACCACCAGUUCUAGGAUGACUUGUUGAGUUGUUGUUGUAGUUGUUUGCGCAUUUGCCUCACAAUCGAGUAGUUCUGGUUUUAAAUCUCAGCUUGGGCCUUCUGAUGUGGAGUUUGCAUGUUGUCUCCAUGUUUGUGUUGGUUUUCUUCAGAAACACCUUCAUCGCACAUUCAAAAACAGAGUUAAUUCACUGAAGACUUUAAAUUGCCAAUGGGUUUUAAUCUGAGUGGGACUCCUUCUUUGUCUAUUUGUGCUCUAUGAUUAGCUGGCAACCAGACCAGCUAAUGCUCCAGCUUGCCUGCAACCCUAACAGAUAAAUAUUUCUAGGCUAUGCAGUGAAAUACAAGUCGGGAUGUCUGUUUCACAGUCGAGAGGACAGGAUGUCAAUCACAAGGCCCAAGGGCCAGAUUCGGCCUGCCACUUCAUUUUAUAUGGCCCCUGAAAACAUAACAUUUGCAUGGACUUCAUUCUUGUUAAAAUACUAAAAUUGCAAGUUGUUUACACUUUUAAUUAGGAAUCCCCUAUUUAAAAUAAAGUGAAUAAUAGUUGACCAAACCAUUCUUACGUUGGCUUCUGAUUUCAAAACUGGUUAUCCAAGAAUUUGUUGUGUAUUUCCAAUCAUAUCAGACAGUCAUACUAUUUUAUGAUUUCACAGGGUUUAAAAGUCAAGUGUCAUGAAAUGGAUGAAUUUUAAUAUGUUAUUAAUGAGAAAACAUCAGCCAAUAUGGGCCCAGCAGUUUUUCACCACAAAAAAUGAUUUUGACGUAUACAGCUUUUUGUAACACCCGCCAUGAAAAUCGUUGAGGGAUUUGUUUUCGAGAAGAAGCACGAAGUGGCGUAAAGGACAGCGGCGCCUCCAAGUGGACUCGUUUGUUUCCAUUAGUUUUACCUCCGGGAAGGUAGCUCGUUGUUCCUUCAUGUUAACCAAAAUGCUGGCUCAUUGCAUUGCAUUGUUUGAACACUCCGGAGAAUGGAAUUACACUUCAUAAGUUUGAAAGAGACCCGAUUCGUUGUGAAAAAGGGAUUGGACGGGUGCAGAGGACGAGAGCUUCGCAGGUUCCAAAUCACAGGUAGGUGUGAAUUCAGCUACUAAAAAAAAUAAUAGUUUGGGGCGGACCACGUAAUCAGUCUCUCAUAAUGUAACAAAAGAUACGCAUAUGAAAUAUGUUGAUGUGCGCGUCGGACGGCCUCGGGCUGCUGCGCAGACGGCGGCGAAUCUGAAAAACCCAGCCAACAAUGUCUCACACAGUCUCGUGCGCACAGUAAUGCGCCCCGGCUCGAUAGUGUUCAUCGUGUACUGUGGUGGCUGUGAACAACCCUCUAAAAGCAGCACGCCUCGGCUCCAUUAUAUGCCACAACGGUGCCGAAAAUCAGCCACACCAGCUGAGGCGCCACGUUCAGCGGUCACAGCUUCUGCAAAGGCUGCGCGUCGGGCUUUGCGAACGGGUCGGCUCUGAAGAACCCAGCCGAGAAUGCGUCACUCAGCUGCGUGCGCGCAGUAAAGCGCCCCGCCUGACUGUGUUGUUCAGCAUACUGCGGCGUCUAUGAACAGCCCCCUAAAGCAUUACGGCUCGGCUCCGUCAUAAGUCACACCAGCCGGCUGCGAUGUGCCGCGAUGGCUCAUCUCCGCCACAGAAGUGGAUCGGACAGGGAUGAGGUUUGGCCGUGAUUGCAUAUCAUCUGAAUAUGGCUCGAAACAAUAGUGUAAUAUUGCCCCGAGGGCUUGAAACAAUAGUGUAAUAUUGCCCCGGUAACUUCACUCGGUUGUGUGUUGUCCUUUUCGAAAAGAGCUUCCGCGUCAGAAGCGACAUGUUCGUCUCCCAUAGUUAGGGAGCACCCUGUGUUUUCAUUGGCGAAUGUCCGGGUGAUGUCACUUACAGAGGAUCCAGCCAAUAUGGCGACCACUUGGAUAUCAUAGAAUGACACUUCUGCAACUUUGCGCAUGGAUGACGCGCUCUCCGCUCACAUUUAUUUUUUCGCAUUGACAUUGAAGUGAAUAAUGUUAUAUGUAUUUUUCAUUACAAUAUCUAUUUUAGAAUGUUUAUAGGGAUGACACUUGGGCUUUAAUGACCCUCCAAAGGAAACCAAACCUACAAUGUGACCCACGAUAAAAACGAGUUUGACACCCUUGGAUAAGUUUCAAUCUCAGCUAAGACCCUCCUGCAUGAGCUUUGCAUGGUCUCUCUGGGCUUUACAUGGGUUAAUUUUAAGACUCAUUUAUCCAUAAGUGUGAGUGUGAAUGGUUGUUAUUAUGUGUCUUGUGUUUGCUUGGAAACGAAUCGGCAGUAUCAACUAUUGGAUUUGUCAACUAUCCAUCCAUCCAUCCAUUAUCUAUCACUUUUCCGGGUCGGGUCGCGGGGGAAGUGGCUUCAGCAGG
This is a messenger RNA of Syngnathoides biaculeatus (alligator pipefish), 9130 nucleotides long. It is a transcript of the gene apba2b, whose product is annotated as amyloid beta (A4) precursor protein-binding, family A, member 2b. Lineage: Eukaryota; Metazoa; Chordata; Actinopteri; Syngnathiformes; Syngnathidae. The transcript has 14 exons. Gene Ontology annotation, biological process: chemical synaptic transmission. The record is from RefSeq and is a predicted model, not a curated record. Gene Ontology annotation, molecular function: amyloid-beta binding; protein binding. Gene Ontology annotation, cellular component: cytoplasm; dendritic spine; plasma membrane. The coding region runs from base 583 to 3366 and encodes 927 amino acids.